AUGCCGCUGAUAGUCGAGAAGCAAAGUAAGACGGAUACAUCGCUGUCCUUGUCUCCAUCAACAACGUCACCUACUACAGUGGUGAAUGUGAACAUAAUAAACGACUCCAAGAUCAAUCAAUUUGACGUCGUGGAAUUGUCUAGAAAUACUUAUACAAGAUUGUUUCCCGAGAUACCAGAGAAGGAAUUUAGUUAUCCGGUUCAUUAUCCAAGCGAAUCUUACUUAUUAGUUAAAUUCAUCGGAGUGCCUGACUAUUUUAAGACGUUUCGAAUAGUGAAAUUCCAAAGUGUUACUGCACGAACAUCUGAAACUAUAACUUUCAUUAACGACUCGAAUUUGGUCACUUUUGAUAAAGAUGAAUUGACAUUCAGCAAGUCAAUAAUCAAGCGCGUCGACCCCAUAAACAUUCCGAUUCUUUCACAAGUUUUUAUCUCCGUACCGGAUAAUAUCUACCAUCUACUUCAUGGCAAAUCGCAAAAUGCGAUAAAGGAACUUUUUCUUACUCAGUUCUUAUCUACUUCAGGAAAUGUAGUGAAUGAAGGUGAUAAUGUCCGACAAAUCAAUGGACGUGCGAGUUUAUGUGAGCCUGUAUCUCAAGGCCGUUUGGAUUUUGAUACUAAUAUUAUUUUGAUAAGACAGGACAAGGAGACUACGUCAACAGCCAACACAUACUUUUUGGAUAGUUUAGAAGAGUCGGAUGAAAUUGACAAAAUUGACGAGAUUGACGAGAUUGAAGAAUUUGACGCGAUGGAAGAAGCAGAAGUCGACGAAGAUGUUGAUUUAUCCACAUAUUUGUCAAGAAGCAUGGCGUUCGACAAUGCAACCACGACGCCAAAGUCAACAACAUUAUUUUCAAUUAAACCAUUGCCAGAAAAGAUCAAGAUGGAGGACCUACCACAAAAAUGGCAAAAAGACGAUAGUGAACUAUUUGCUUAUAUAAAUAGUUCUGACUUUACAAAACUCAAGUUUCCAGUAUUUAAUGGUGACUUGGUGAAACUAAAAACGGAAAACUCUGGGUCUAAAAGCACGGUGAUUAUACGUUUAUUUGGUUUACUUGAACCUCAGACUUCAUUUGAAAAAGGAUGUGUUUACGUGUCCCCAUUGUUAUUACUCAACUUGACAUCGGUAAAUAACAAAGUUGAGUUUGAACCUAUUAAUGAACAAUCGUUUUCAGACUUGGUGCCCAUAGCCGAAUCGGCAACAAUAAGUAGGGUCAGUUCCGAAAUCACCAUGGACAAGACUUAUCAACAAAGCUUUUUUUCAAGUCUCAAAUCAUUACUUAGUAGCCAACGCAAAUGUUUCCGGGAAGGCGAUGUUUUUCCUGUUUACGUGGACACAGUUCUUGCCAAAGCAAUAUUUGAUAGUACAACAAUAGCAACAUCAGCAACAUCAGCAACAGCAACAGAAGGAGGAGGUGGUGACAAAGAAAGUAAUGAAAAUUCCAGUAAUGAUGUGAUUCCUAUGGGUAAUCCCAAUGCAGUGGCUUGGUUUAAAGUUACUGAGAUUAAAGGACCAAACCAAAUUGAGACGCUUCAAUACCUGAUAGACCCAGCAAAAACAUUACUUGUUUCAUCGGGACUUGAAAGUAUUACUCUUCCCCGAAAUGAGGAGAUCAACUGGAACAGGUAUUUGGAAUUGCCCAGUAUCUUUAAUUAUAAUCUUACGGAUGAUUUCAAGUAUGCAAAAGAAUUUAGAAAGAUUCUCUUGACUUGCAUAUCGUCCAGACUUAAUCUCAAGACAUCGAUUUUGUUGAAUUCAAUGAGUCGAGGAAUAGGUAAAACAACUUUGGUGAGGAGUACUUGUUUAGAUUUGGGAUUGAAUUUAGUAGAACUUGACUGUUUUGAUUUUUUGAAUCCUGGUCAAGAGUUGAAAACUAUUGGACAAAUUAGUGGGAAGAUCGAAAAUCUAAUUGGCCCAGAUUCAACUAAAAAUUCUCAAGCAUUUUAUGUCAUUUAUUUGAAGCAUAUUGAAAAUUUGUGUCCAAAGAUUGAUGAGAAUGACCAAAAUUCUAGCAUUCACAGUUCAUUGACAUUGAAGGUAGUUCAGAUGUUGAGCGAAUUUUUAAAUACUCAUAAAAAUGCAGUAAUAGUAAUGAGCUGUAAUGAUUAUGAUAAAUUAGAUGAGAAUCUUAAAUCAUUAAUCAAGUUCACAAUUGACUUUACUGUACCUACGGAGACUGAGAGAUUGGAGAUUUUCAGGCAUUUGAUUGAUAAAGAAAAGCUGAAGCAACCAUUGACUGAACUAUCGUCUUACCCUUUUGUGCUUCGCAAAGAUGUUAGUUACAGCACAUUAGCCUUGCAGUCUGCAGGUUUAACUCCGCGCGAUUUGAUUUCGAUCAUCAAAAAGUCAAAGAAGUUGGCUAUUAAAAGAUUGAAUAAACUUGCCAAAGAAUUAGGAAUUAACGUGAAAACUUUGGUGGAAAUAGGGUAUGGUGGAACUAUCAAAUGGAUUCCCGAAGAUUUUGAGGCCGCAAUAAAUGAUGCAAGAAGUCAGUUCAGCGAUUCUAUUGGAGCUCCACGUAUUCCGAAUGUCAAAUGGGAGGAUAUAGGAGGGUUAGACUUGGUGAAAGAUGAGAUUUUAGAUACCAUAGAUAUGCCAUUAAAGCAUCCUGACCUAUUCAAUAACGGAUUGAAAAAGAGAAGUGGUAUUUUAUUCUAUGGACCUCCUGGUACUGGUAAGACGCUUUUGGCAAAAGCAAUUGCAACAAAUUUCUCAUUGAAUUUUUUUUCCGUAAAAGGGCCAGAAUUGUUAAACAUGUACAUUGGUGAGUCAGAAGCUAAUGUUAGACGUGUAUUUCAAAGGGCUAGAGAUGCAAAGCCGUGCGUGAUUUUUUUUGAUGAGUUGGACUCUGUUGCGCCAAAGAGAGGUAAUCAAGGGGACUCUGGAGGUGUUAUGGACAGAAUUGUUUCCCAACUAUUAGCCGAACUUGAUGGAAUGAGCAGUGCUGGUGGUGACGGGGUGUUUGUUGUUGGUGCUACAAACAGACCAGAUUUGCUCGAUGAAGCAUUACUUCGUCCUGGUCGUUUUGACAAAAUGCUUUAUCUCGGUAUAUCUGACACAAACGAAAAGCAGACUAAAAUCAUGGAAGCAUUAACGAGGAAGUUUCAACUUGAUGACGAUGUUGAUUUAGAGAAGAUUGCCGAGAAAUGUUCAUUUACAUACACCGGUGCAGAUUUUUAUGCGCUUUGUUCAGAUUCCAUGUUAAAUGCAAUGACUAGAGUUGCAAAUGAAGUAGAUGCAAAGAUAAAGGCAUAUAACGAGGAAGAAGUGGCAAAAGGGAAUGGCGAAGUCAACUCUCGAUGGUGGUUCGAUAAUGUUGCCACGAAAGAGGACAUUAGAGUAGCCGUGAAGAUGGAAGAUUUCAUAAAGGCUCAGAAUGAAUUGACACCUUCUGUUUCAGCAGAAGAGUUGCAACACUACCUUAAGGUUAGAGAGAAUUUCGAAGGAGGCAAAGAGAAUGCAAAAAAAGAACAAGAUUUGCAACCAUUACAUGAAGAGCAACCACCUCAAAGAUUUUUGGAUCAACAAACUCUCGAAAGCAUAUUGUCAGGAGAAACACCUAAUGUGAAUGGAUUUAUUUCACAAAAUAGUACUAAAGCUGAAUUGCCAGUCGCAAAUGGAGAUAUCAAUGGAGAACAUUUGGAAAAUGAUACGAAAAACAUUUCAGAAAACAACAACGGAAAUCUUAACAGAUUUGUUAAUGGCCACGUCAAUGACCAUACAAGUUAA
Lodderomyces elongisporus is the source of this 3729-nucleotide messenger RNA. RefSeq names its product AAA family ATPase peroxin 6 (gene PEX6). The transcript has a single exon. Gene Ontology annotation, biological process: protein import into peroxisome matrix. The record is from RefSeq and is a predicted model, not a curated record. Gene Ontology annotation, molecular function: ATP hydrolysis activity; ATP binding. Gene Ontology annotation, cellular component: cytosol; peroxisomal membrane. Lineage: Eukaryota; Fungi; Ascomycota; Pichiomycetes; Serinales; Debaryomycetaceae. The coding region runs from base 1 to 3729 and encodes 1242 amino acids.